GUCAGCCUUUAGCACAAAAAUGAUCGAUAACGCUGAGAACUUUCAAGACAUCAAGUCAAUUUACGAAUUCACCGCCAAAGACAUAUACGGCGUUAACGUUCCUCUCAAGAAAUAUAGGGGACACGUUUGUAUCAUAGUGAACAUAGCCUCUGGCUGCGGCUACGCGAAGAAUAACUUCGAGGAGCUGAUAGACAUCUACCAGCAGUACGAGGAAUCGAAAGGACUCAGAAUAUUGGCUUUUCCCUGCAACCAGUUCGGAGACCACGAGCCCGGCUCCAACGCGGAGAUAGCGAAGUACAUAAACGACAGGAAGAUCAGAUUCGACGUAUUCGAGAAGGUGGAAGUGAACGGAAAUAACGCCCAUCCACUCUGGAAGUAUCUGAAGUAUAGGAAGCCUGGAACUACUGGGAAUUAUAUCAAGUGGAACUUCACGAAAUUCAUCAUCGACAGGAUGGGUCAGCCUGUAGAAAGGCACGGUCCUAGCACUCCGCCUAAGGAACUUGUUCGGUAUCUAGAGAAAUAUUGGUGACU
This is a messenger RNA of Coccinella septempunctata (seven-spotted ladybird), 531 nucleotides long. Its product is annotated as glutathione peroxidase-like. NCBI's taxonomy places the organism in Eukaryota, Metazoa, Arthropoda, Insecta, Coleoptera, Coccinellidae. The record is from RefSeq and is a predicted model, not a curated record. Gene Ontology annotation, biological process: response to oxidative stress. The transcript has a single exon. Gene Ontology annotation, molecular function: glutathione peroxidase activity. Bases 20 to 529 code for a protein of 169 amino acids.